Messenger RNA from Plasmodium fragile, 1425 nucleotides. RefSeq lists its product as uncharacterized. The record is from RefSeq and is a predicted model, not a curated record. The transcript has a single exon. Lineage: Eukaryota; Apicomplexa; Aconoidasida; Haemosporida; Plasmodiidae. The coding region runs from base 1 to 1425 and encodes 474 amino acids.
AUGAACAAGCUGCUGUCGCUGACCCUCCUCCUCUGCUGCCUCUACUCCGUGGCGGCUGUGAGGCCAUCCAACGGGCGAUAUGAAACUGUGUCGAACAAUUUAAACGGUCAGCUAGGAAGUAGGAGGAGUUCCAAUAACGGGAAAUCAUUUAACUUGCAAGAAAACAUAAAGUAUGAAAGGAAGAAUAAUUACGAGCUCUUUGUGGACUCGAAUGGACAGCUACAACAGGAACGCUUUGGAGUGAAAGAACCUAGACAGGUACUAAAGAAAAAUGUAGACCAGUUAAGGUACUUAAUAAAUGACUUGGAAGUUCUCACAGGGGUGUAUACAUUCAAUGCGAGAGACAAGGAAAAAGUAUUAAAAGAAACAUUGAAGCCGGAAUCUCUUUGCUUUACCAUGUUGGGUCUCCUAAGUAACAACAUUAAUAAGGUGGUCCAAGUGGAGGACUCUCCUAUCUACGGACUGCUAAUCAAAGGAGAAAGGAACAUUAACACGAAUGAAGUGAAGAACGAAUUAUCCAUUUAUGGAAUUUUAUCGAACCUAUCUGUAUACAUUGGUGAGUUUAAAUUUCCCACUUUAAAAACUGCCCCCUACGAGAUCCCAUUCCUGGUGGGGUAUUACGACAAUAAAGGAAACGGGUUCAGAAACAAAACAUUUUCAUACCUAUGCCCGUUACCAACCUUCCUAAUUGAUGUUAUACGAACUACCAAGUUUGGAAUGAAAUUCAAUUUUAAUGGUGUCGACUGGGAUGUGCAAGAGUUGUUUCCUGCUUCGCUUUCUCACUGGAUGGACAUACCCUCCAUGGUACCUGUUCAGACGGGGGACACAUAUCAGAUGGAGCGAAGGGCUAUGGUAGAGGUGCUUACGAAAGAAGCCAAGGAUGUGACGUACAGAAAGGUGUUUGACACAGGGGUGGUCGAAGGGGUCGGUAUUGUGAAGGCACAAGAGAGGAUACUAGCUUCCAUUUCCUUUUCUAAUAUGAGGGAGACGGUAAAAAGUUUUCUGGCCAGCUCUGGAAAAACCUCCAUGAAUGGACCUUCCUCUUCUUUGUACUUUGUGGCCCUGAGUCAGAAGUUGCUGACCAACAUGAAAGACACAGCACAUAGAAGAGUGACCCGCGUGGAGGUUUCCAAUGUGGUGCAGAACAAGGGUGGGUUCUUGCAAGGGUAUAGUCUGAAGCUAACUCUGGAAGACUCGACCUUUGUGACGGUGGAGGCGCUUGUGCAGGGGAAGAACGUGUUGGUACCGCAAGAGAUGAAGACAGGCAGUAGUGGAGUCGCAUCUCUGGAUGUGCCCGUGGCUUACGGACUUGGCGUGGGAGGCGGUUCGGGGCUGACCUACACCUUCGCGGGGUUGGCCUUCGACCUUAGCCUGGCUUUGCCCUACAGCAUGAACAGCUUGGCGUCUUUCGUGAAAGCGGUAUAG